This is a messenger RNA of Histoplasma mississippiense, 156 nucleotides long. RefSeq lists its product with no specific name. The coding region runs from base 1 to 156 and encodes 51 amino acids. NCBI's taxonomy places the organism in Eukaryota, Fungi, Ascomycota, Eurotiomycetes, Onygenales, Ajellomycetaceae. The record is from RefSeq and is a predicted model, not a curated record. The transcript has a single exon.
AUGGUUUCUGGCGGUUCGGGGUCCUCCUCAACACCAUGUGAGGCAGAUUUAAAGCUCAAAAGUUCCAGUAACUCAUCUGAGAUAGUUUGGUCUGGCUCCCAUCCAUCAGAAAUAGCGACGACGGCGCUUGAUACUGUGGCAGAGCACGGCACUUGA